This is a messenger RNA of Penicillium pulvis, 549 nucleotides long. RefSeq names its product glutathione peroxidase. The coding region runs from base 1 to 549 and encodes 182 amino acids. Gene Ontology annotation, biological process: response to oxidative stress. Gene Ontology annotation, molecular function: glutathione peroxidase activity. NCBI's taxonomy places the organism in Eukaryota, Fungi, Ascomycota, Eurotiomycetes, Eurotiales, Aspergillaceae. The transcript is spliced from 2 exons. The record is from RefSeq and is a predicted model, not a curated record.
AUGGCUUCCGCGACCUCCUUCUUCGAGUUUGAGCCCGUUGACAAGCGUGGCCAGACUUUCCCCCUCAGCUCCCUCGAGGGUAAGGUCGUCCUAGUUGUGAACACCGCCUCCAAGUGCGGUUUCACCCCGCAGUUCGAGGGCCUGGAGAAGCUCUACCAGACCCUCAAGGCCAAAUACCCCGACGACUUCACUAUCAUCGGAUUCCCCUGCAAUCAGUUCGGCAGCCAAGACCCCGGCUCCAACGACGAGAUCCAGUCCUUCUGCCAGCUGAACUACGGUGUCACCUUCCCCGUGCUCGGAAAACUGGACGUCAACGGCAAUGAUGCCGCUCCCCUGUACACCUGGCUCAAGGAGCAGCAGCCUGGUGUUAUGGGCCUGAAGCGCAUCAAGUGGAACUUCGAGAAGUUCCUUAUCAGUGCUGAUGGAAAGGUCGUUAAUCGCUACUCUUCUUUGACUAAGCCCGAGGGUUUGCAGGAGACUAUUGAGCAGGAGAUUGAGAAGGCUAAGAAGGCCGGCACUCUUGCUUCGUCUAAGAAGGCUGCUGAGUGA